Molecule: messenger RNA, 453 nt
Organism: Recurvomyces mirabilis
Lineage: Eukaryota; Fungi; Ascomycota; Dothideomycetes; Mycosphaerellales; Teratosphaeriaceae
Exons: 3
Coding region: 1-453 (150 amino acids)
Source: RefSeq, a predicted model, not a curated record
AUGCAGACCAUCACUCUCGCUCUCGCCGCCUUCUCGGCUAUUGCUAAUGCUGCUCUCACCUACAACAUCACCCAAGCGACUCAGCCAGGAGAGUUCCAGAAGUAUCAUUGCUUGACAACAGAUGAGUGGAACAAGCGCCUGCCUGCUUGCGUCGUGCCUUGCCAGAUCAAGGCCAACCAGCAGGAUGGCUGUGCUUACGACGACUUCGCGUGUCAUAGCGUCAAUUAUUCUGUGUUCUCAGAGAUAAUCGAGCCUUGCGCCUUCCCACCUUCGCUUGGUGGCCACGGCACAUGCAGCCUCGAGGACCUCGGUCGUGUGCGUCCUCUUGUGCAGGACAUGGGCAACUGGUUCAAUGCCACCCUCUACACUGCCUACGCUGGCUGCCCACAAGAGCUUUCAAUCCUCAAGACGCUUGGGAUCGUUGCCAGGGAGAGGACCGUCAUCACUCAUUGA